Messenger RNA from Pteropus alecto (black flying fox), 1721 nucleotides. It is a transcript of the gene FAM131C, whose product is annotated as family with sequence similarity 131 member C. Lineage: Eukaryota; Metazoa; Chordata; Mammalia; Chiroptera; Pteropodidae. The record is from RefSeq and is a predicted model, not a curated record. Bases 1 to 1116 code for a protein of 371 amino acids. The transcript is spliced from 9 exons.
AUGGUGAAUGGCCACAUCCCCUUGUCACAGGAGAAGCAGGAUGUAGAGUUGAAUGAGGCUACAGAGACUGUCUUCCUUAACUGCCCCUGCCGGAGUGUCUCCCGUGCUUGUUGGCCAGCCAUGGUGGCUGUGGUGGCUGUGGUGGCUGUGGUGGCUGUAGCUGCAGGGGCUCCCUUCCUGUCCCCUCUGCCCCCAGAGCUGCCAGGCUACCAGCUGGGAACAUUGGCAGCUGUGACCAAGUGUCCUGCGUCAUGGGCUGACCUGAACGAGCUUGUAAGCAGAACACUCAGUUUUUCUAAGUUCCUCCUGUCUUUCUUAUUUCCAGAUCUGUUCACAAGUGCCCACAAGGACUGCCCCAUGCCUCAGGGCACAGACACCCUGAGCCCAAACUUGCCCUCCCACCACCCACCACCCACCAUUGCUCCAGACUACGUCACUGGCAAGGACAAACAGAUGGAUUUCUGUUGGGAUCCUUGGCAGAGGUGCUUCCAGACCACCAACGGCUACCUGUCCGACUCUAGAUCCUGCUCCAGCAACUACAACGUGGCAGCCCUGGCCACCUCGUCCCUCGUGGGGGUGGUGCAGAGCAUCAAGGACCACAUCACAAAGCCCACAGCCAUGGCACGUGGCCGUGUGGCCCACCUCAUCGAGUGGAAGGGCUGGAGCGCCCAGCAGUCCGGCUGGGAGCUGUCCCCAGACGAGGACGAGCAUUAUUGCUGCCUGCCAGACGAGCUGCGUGAGGCCCGCUUUGCUGCAGGGGUUGCUGAGCAGUUUGCCAUCACGGAGGCCACACUGAGCGCCUGGUCCUCUCUGGACGACGAGGAGCUGCACCCCGAGGACAUCCCCCAGGACAUGGUCCAACUGCAGGACCUGGAGAGCAUCCACCUUCAGGACAGUCUUCUGGCCUUCUCCUCCCCAGGCCUCUCCCCUGAUGGCUGGCCGUCACCCGAGGAGACCCCCAUCACGGCUGCUGCCCCACAGCCCCCUGGCCCUGAACAGCAGCAUUGGCAGCAGCUGCCGGGGGGCCCAGGGUCUGAGGGUGGGGCCUGCCUGCAGGGCUCCCUCCCCUCAGUAGACAGCGGCUCCCUCUCAGAGGACGAGGUGUUCUAUAACUGAGGCGGGACCGCGGGGCCCGGAUCCUGCUCACACUACCUUGCCUGGAGGGCAGCCCAGGUGUAUCAGGGCAUCAGGUCGGGCUGGGCCUCUCUUGGCCCCUCAGGGCUGGCAUGGGGUGGGUGAGGCGGGGAUGGGGGCCAGUACUCCUUGUGGACCACUCUGUGCCUCCAUGGACCUGCCCCGAGCAGUGGGAGCCAUAUCCUCCUUGUCCCUCUUCACCGGCUCAGGUGGGCAGCUUCUCCUGCAGGGUUUCUGCCAUCAGCGAGCUCGAGGACUCAGCAGACACCACGGCAGGCUGCCCAGAGGAGCCAGCAGCCAGGCCUCCGGGCGGACGACCGUGGGACACCCACUUGGCAUGGGUCCUGGGGACCCUGCCUUGACCCCGGGGCUCAGGCCCUCCCCCUCUCCCUCUGGGCUUCAGCCCCGCAUCAGAGGUGGGGUAGCCUCUUCUGGUAGCUAAGCGUCUGUUCCUAAGCUGUCAUCACGGGGAGACCUAUCUCAUGGAGCAUCUGUCUGUCCCUCACUCUCUGAACCCCUAUGCCCCUGCUCCCCCUCCAGGCACCCUCCUCCCCUCUUCCUUUAGAAGGUUCUCUAAAGACAUUAAA